Messenger RNA from Papilio xuthus (Asian swallowtail), 3116 nucleotides. RefSeq lists its product as uncharacterized. The transcript has 17 exons. The record is from RefSeq and is a predicted model, not a curated record. The coding region runs from base 486 to 3074 and encodes 862 amino acids. Gene Ontology annotation, cellular component: plasma membrane. Gene Ontology annotation, molecular function: protein binding. Lineage: Eukaryota; Metazoa; Arthropoda; Insecta; Lepidoptera; Papilionidae.
GCUGUCGGCGGUCGUCUUUACCCGACUGUGAGCGCAUCGGAUAAAACGUAUUUGUAUUUAAUACGGACGGUUUGGUGUGUUUUAUUGCUUUAAUUUAUUACGCAAAUUCGCUAGAGCCCGCCCGCGUAGGUUUCGGCGCCCACGCGUCAAAAAUUGCGGGGGCGAAUACGGAGGCUUCGCGCUCAAACGUGCGCGCGCGCCGACUGACACACACGUUUCGAUAAAAAAUACUUUUUUUAAAAAAUAAGCAAACUACAAAAAGAAAUUCGGAACGGUAUUCAAAACCAGUUAUAAAAGUGCUUCAGUGUUGCCAGUGACACGAAUUUCGAGGUGUCAAUUUUUGAAUAUCGAAUGACAUUUUAUACGGAUGUUUUGUGUUUUAUGAAUGGAAUGGGAUAGGAAGUGACGUGAUGCAUAGUGCUGCGCCCGUGUCGGCCCGGUGGGCACCUCUUUGUCGACAAUGAGCGGUCGUUAGAGCGGAAAGAAUGUGGGGGGUAUGCGUGGUGGCGGCGCUGUGCUUGUGGUGCGCGGGCGCGGAGUGGCGUUGCCCGGAGCUAAGCGCGAGGCCCGCCGCCGAGUGCGCCUGUGACUUGCCACACACGCUGCGCUGUGCCGGAGAUCAUACUGCGUUACAGAUAAUUGGUCGUCAUCUUCGAGAGCAGAAAGCGAGAAACAAAAACUCUGCCGUGUCACUGUUGGAUUGUGCAUUGCGUGGUGUGUCUGCGCUCCCGGCAGCCGCUAUAUCAGAGUUAGCCGGAGUGGGACUUCACGGACUGGUUAUAUCAUCUGGAGACAUUCGUAGAGUACAACAAGGAGCUUUUAAUUCUAUCGCCACAACAUUACUGGCAUUGGGUUUGCCGAAUAAUCAACUGCCCUCAGUUCCAACUGAAGCAUUAAAUCAUCUCACGCUGUUAGAUCGAUUGGAUCUGUCCAAUAACAAAAUACAUAUGCUCGACUCUAACUCGUUCAAGGGAAUUAAAAACCUUACAUAUCUAGACAUAAGUGACAAUCAGUUAACGGAUAUAUCGUUGGAUGCAUUCAAGCCGCUUUCAGAAUUGACCGUUUUAAGGUUGAGAGGAAAUCUACUUAAAGUUACUGCUCUGCCGUCUUUAAAGGACGCUCAUUAUUUGCGCGAGCUGGAUGUAUCCAGCAACGCGCUGGAAGGUCCCCUGGGUGCGGGCACUCUGCCGCCGCUGGCUCACCUCACUACACUGCAUCUCUCAGACAAUACCUUCGCAAGUAUACGCCGAGGGGCAUUAGCAGGGCUCACAAAUCUGACUCAAUUGAACCUUCACAAUAAUCAGGUUGAUGUAUUGGAGGACUACGCGUUCAGACAUCUCACCAAUUUGACGCAUUUAGAUCUUUCCCAUAAUGAAAUUGUAGCCGUCUCUGGCGCUUCGUUGGCUCAACUUACGAAUUUAGUCCACUUGGACCUUUCGCACAACUUUUUACGAUCACUUUCAGCGGAGCCAUUGAAGGCUCUCAGGAAACUCACUGAUUUACUUCUCCAUGACAAUGACAUUGCUAUGAUAGAUGACGGUGCUUUAACAAUGCACAAGGAUUUAAGUCGUUUUACUAUUGAAGAUAAUCCUCUCAAUUGUGAUUGCUUAAUGGCCGGCUUUGCGAGGUGGUUGCGCGAAGCAAAAAACCUGUCCCAAUCUGAUAAAUCUGCAGCGGUCUGCGCCACACCACCUCAUUUAGAAGGAGCGCUGCUAUCUAGACUAUCGAAAAAUAAACUAUGUGAUGAUUUUGAACAUAUAGAAAUAAAAAAAGAUGAUAUUAAUUAUGAUUAUAAUAAAAUAUAUGAUGAAGAUGUUAAUGUAAGAGGUAAGCUCAGUGUUGUUGAUGAAACGCUUGUGGAUGGAGAUAUUUAUAUUGAUAAAGCUGAAGGUCUAGAUGAUGAUUUAUACGACGAAGAAUUAGAAGUACCAGGAGAAGAGGACUUGCCGAUAUCUAAGACAAAAGUGAGGUUAGAAGACGCCUGGUACGAUAAAGAAGAAGUACAUCUAUCGUGGUCGUUGGACCCACCAUCAAAUCGUCGGUUCCGUUGUACCGGGGUGACAGCGUCAAGAGGCGGCAGUCUGCCCAAACACGUGGCAUGCCACAGAGCUCCGCCUGCUAAUGUUGUACUACGAGGUUUUAAAAUUGAUCCCCUUGAACAUUAUACAUUUUGUAUAGCAUUAGAAGAAAUGGACAAUAAAGAUAUACCAAUGGCCCUCGUAUUAGGCUGCGGGUUACCCCAACUUGUUAGACAACGCGCUGAGUACAUAACUGUCGCAAGUCUGCCUGUCACUACGCCACCCACAAGACCUACAUUCAGGGUUUCAGAAGUACGUUCCAACGUGACGAGCGACGGAGUACUGACUGUGUUGAUAUCAGUGAUGGGUUUACCUUCACCACGUUCACCUUUCGUAUUACCACGUUCUCAAAGACUUUCUACACCUGAUAGAUAUGCCAUAGGCAAUUGUUACGUCAUCCUGGCAGUUCUAUCAAAAGGAUCAUUAGUAGCUCAAAAAGAUACACCAUGUCAAAGUACUUUGGAAAUAUCAAUGGAAGGUUUCCUUAGAGGACCUUAUGAAGUCUUGUUUACAAGAUGCCAAUUAACCCGCGAACUCUUAAAGAAUGGAUUCUCAAGGACAUUUAUUAGUAAUUGGGUAUGUUUGAUUGAACAGGAAAGCGAUAGAAACACAUCGGCUUUUCAUGCGAAGACGCCGAGAAGAAAGUACUAUGGACUCUUCCAGAUAGGAAGCGAAUAUUGCAAGGAAGGUCGGAAAGGUGGCAAGUGCGACAUAGCUUGCGAAGCUCUACUGGAUGAAGACAUCCGUGAUGAUGGUGUGUGCGCAUUGAAAGUGUUCGAACAAGAGGGAUUCAAAUAUUGGUCGCGUUGGGAGGCGCGGUGUAAAGGACAAUUGUUGCCUGAUAUCGAAAAAUGUCCAGAUUGGCAGUACCCAUCUAAUCGCUCGUCACCACCGAGAGAUAAACGUACCUCACCCUCAAGAGGUCGAAGGUCAGCUUUGAGAAAGCGCUUCACUCUACAUUUGCGACCAAAGCAUAGUACAGUAUUGUCUUUAUAAAUUGUUAUUACAAGUAAUUAUAAUUAAAAUAAUAAAUUAUUA